Laccaria bicolor S238N-H82 is the source of this 2565-nucleotide messenger RNA. RefSeq lists its product as uncharacterized. The transcript has a single exon. Lineage: Eukaryota; Fungi; Basidiomycota; Agaricomycetes; Agaricales; Hydnangiaceae. The record is from RefSeq and is a predicted model, not a curated record. The coding region runs from base 1 to 2565 and encodes 854 amino acids.
AUGGAUUGCCUUUACACAGACGGCGAUGGCAAAGUGCCUACUUCGGUGCGGGAGAAGACAAUUGCGGGUGAAUGGGUAGCCCUGAAUGCUUCCGCAGGCAAGAUUCCCUCCACAGCGGUCUUCGAGCAGGCACUAGAAGAUCGCGCUUUUCUCUUGCCCGAACUGGCAGCGCGACCCACAAGCUGGACCUGGACGAAGCAACCUACGUGGUACUCAGAUAAGUAUCACUGGGAUGCCUGGAACGUAGUCGACUACUUCGCUGACGAGAACGAAUCAGUCCCGUGGUAUUUUAGCGGAAGCAGCCCGGCAUGGGAGAGCUCUGAAGGGAAAUUCCACUUCCAUCCCGAGAUCCGCUCGAAAGCGGAGGACUCUCUCUCCAGGCUAUGGCUAUGCGUUGAAACCAUCACAUCGAAUCCCCCCUUCAAGACCGGAACUCCUCAUCCCACUAAAUUCAACUACCUCCUGUUAUCCGCCGCCUGGGACUCGGCGCGAGGCGCAAUGUCUCUCAUGGAUGAUGCAAAGGGACGAGCGCUCGAGUACCUCGGUUUUUUGAACUGGUGGUCUUCGUCAGUCUCCAGGUGGGAGGAUCCGCUACAACGAUGGAUGGUGGACUACGUCGCGAGUUUUAAGUUCAGGGAUUUGAAGAAAAGGGGAGUUUUUCUAGACCUACUGGGCCAUUGGAGAACAUUGAACGUUGCUCAUCUGCUAGCAGAGAACGUACCAGUUUACUACUUUUGGCAGGACGACUUAGACGACUAUCCCUGCUUCACGCGACUGUCGCCAUCUAUCCUUCAAGCGUACCAUGAUACCUGCAGUGCCUUAGACAAGACAGAGGUCCUUGUGGACGACAUGAUGGGCCUCCAAGAUGAAAUGGACGCGAUCAGAUCUUACAACGACUUUUUCCAAUUACGACGCGCACCAGAUCAUAUGGUUUCCCCAGUGUACGCGGACAUUCCGUCGGGAGCAGUGGUAUCCAUAUGCGAUUUCGAGGGCUGGUCAGCUAGAUCAUUGACAGAGCCCCUCCUUAUUCGUGAUUACGCGGACAGGUAUCACCUCGCCAUCGAAGUGGACGAUCGUGACACGUAUGUUACCAUCUGGCGAUGGAAGCCCCGGCGAUCCGACCUAGUCAGAGAGCAGAGAGCCGGAACGCUAGGGCCAGGGAUCAGCAGAGAGUCACAAAGGAGCGAUCGGGAGAUUCGAGAGUUGUACAAAAGCUUUUACGCCCCGACGAAGAAGUCCCAGUUCGAUGAAUGGGGUCGAGUUACUUUGGCCAGCCGACUGGGAGACACAUAUGACGAAUACCAAGGGAGCCCCACCGCAACGGACUCUGGGGGAAACCGGGAACCCCUUCCACGUCCGCAUUGGGUACCUGCAGCUCAUCCUCUGCUCGUCAUACCACAACCAGCUUCUCCGGUCACAAUCGCUUCCCGAUGGACACAAGCGAUGUCCGCUCCAUCCAGUCACUCCGGCUCCAGGGCAUCCUCAGCAGCACGUCAAUUUCGAAGUUCAGGCGACCAAGAUUUUCGUAGAUGGUCAGCCUCGCCACGUCGUGGUCAACCUACGUUGCCCAAUCAACGAGCAGUAUACAUUGAGGAGUUACGCGACCUAGCGGGUCAAUAUAUCAGCGCAGUGGACCCUUGGACCAGUAAGCGGCCCCUAGCUUGGAACCCGGAUUACCUCGACGUCGGUUAUCUUCUCAUACCUGAUAUUCGCGCACAAGCUCGACUACGGUUCUGGGCCACUUGUUCCCCAGAUACUCCCUCGAUGCCAGCUCUUUUGUUCAAGGCGGUCUGUCACGGGUUACCACUCACCAUUGGAGUCAAAGUCGAAGACUUUGGGAAAUUCAAACCAGAGGAGGUCUCUGACAUCGACCGUCUAGUAGGGAAGCCGUCAUCGACGAUCGAAGCACCAUUCGCCUAUACUGCGCAGGGAGCCUUACGCGCUUAUUAUAUGAGUCGUGUGAACGAUAUCAUACGAAGGCCGCAUGCCAGAAUCUUAGUUGGUAUGGGAGGCCCUAUAGCCUGGUUGGGUCGGAAAUGGGGCGGAAUGGAACUUGUCACGCAAUUCAUGGAGGGCCCUUCCCCAGAUGUCUAUCUCCACCGACGCGGAUACAUCGACUCAGACGACGAGCACCCCAUGUUCCUAUACACUGACGAAAUGUCCCCCCAAGAAAUCGACAUCCUUUUUGGCUGCAUUUGCAGUGACAGCGACCGUGACAAGUCCCUGUAUCCCUCGAAGGACAUUCUAGAUGAAGGCUGUUUCUUCUGGACUGGGGAGUGGGACAGCCGCAUGGAUAACAUGUUCAAUGACAUUACAAAGGAAAUCCUGCAGGGCUCCGCAAAGUUCAGGACCCCCGGGAUGUGGAACAAUUACUUCCGUCGAUUGAACCGAGGCCACAGGGGAUCGCGGGAACGCCUCAACCAAGUAGUCCCAGCCAUGUUAACUCGUUUACAUUCCAAGAUCAUCGACGGCUUUCUCGUGGACUGGAACAAGCGUCGCUUGAUGGAUAUCAAGUUGCCCGAAGAGUACCGGCCACGUCAAGUGGGGAAUAGGGGGGCUCUGUAA